AUGCAGGGUUAUUACUCUAUGAUAAAUGAUAGUAGUACUGAGAAUAUUAUUGAAGAUCUAGUUCCGAUGUUUUCAUUUAUGUUCACUAAUCAGGUUAUCCAACUAUCAUUUUUCCUAUACUUUGGAAUAAGGCUAAUUUAAUCACUCAAGUAGUAUUCUCUCGAAACUUAUAAAAAGUCCAAAUGCAAGAUAUUUUACUAUCUUAUGAAUAUAACAUACUAAAGCAAUGACUUUGAAAAGAAUUACCUAGAAUUCAAACUUAAAUCUCUAUUUAACGAUGAUGCUUUAUCUCCUAUUAUUUCAUUUAUCUAUGUGUUCUUUACAGAUUUCCUGCCUAUGAUUACUUUUUAGCUAUCCCUACUGAUGUCCUAUAGGAACAAUUCAAGACAUUUGAAUAAAUAAAAUUUCACCAACAGACCUCAUUUGAGUAUUAGAAGUGAAAACAGGCCUACACAAGAUUUGAAUGCAAGUAUUGUCAAAACAAGGAAAAUCUCUUAUAAAGAUUCUUUUUCACCAAGAAAUUUUUAAGAAAUUAUGUCUCCCACUUCCCAGCCACUUGCUCAAUCGAGUGAAGAUUCUUACCAAAAGAAUUUCCUCAACUAGCAACCUCAAAUCUAAACUUGGAGAAUCAGCUCAUAAAUAUAAAAUAUCAGAGAGAACCAAUCAUUCAGAGAUAAAAUUAGAAGUGUCUUUUCAAGAAAAAGCUAAUCAAAUUCAGUUCUCCUUGAUCCAAGGAUCAACUUCAAUAACAACAACUAAAAUACUAAUGAAAUUGCCAAUCCUUAAGGAAAUAAAGGACAGUAAAUGGAUUUAGCUCAUUAAUCAUACAAAUCUAUCUCGCACCAUUAGCCAGACUUGCAAUAAAACAAGCUAGGGUAGAUUCACUACCUCUCUCAUAAUGAGAGAAUACUUGUAGUCGAUGAUUGCACAAUCAUUAGAUUUUAAUCUGAACAUUAAUUAAUCGAUAAUAGACUAAACCAGAUAAUUUAUAACAGCAAUAUACAUUAAAAUCCUAAGUCUCACGAUUACAUUAUCAAUCAACAGAAAGAUUUAUUUGAAAGAUACCUCUAAUAAAACAAAGUCAAGACUCAUAAUCCAAAUGUGCAUCAUCUGAAUCCUAAUAAUAGUUGUAAUAGCAAUUUAGUUGUUUCACACAAUAGCGGUGGUAGUGGCAACUUUGGUAGUGCCGCGAACGGAAGCAAUGGUAGUGGUGGUUGUAUUUCAAACGAAAAUUAGCAUUUAUCAUUCGGCACAGUAAAUCCUAUUGAGAAAAAUGACAACUCAAUUAAGAAUCAUGAAGUUAUUUAUUUAAACUCUGGCAAUUCCUUUAUGAUAAACGAAGAGGAUGAUGUUGAAUCUAGUUAGGUAACUGACUGA
Stylonychia lemnae is the source of this 1377-nucleotide messenger RNA. The record is from the annotation of a GenBank genome assembly. NCBI's taxonomy places the organism in Eukaryota, Ciliophora, Spirotrichea, Sporadotrichida, Oxytrichidae.